AUGCUACAGAUCGUCGAGAAUCCUAAUCUAUUGUCCACUAAUUUACAGGAGAAUUUAAGUGAUUAUGUGAAUGCUGUAUCCAGGUAUGUCCCUCACUUACCAGAGAGUAACAACACAGUUUUGAGGCAUUCUUCUGAUAUAGAAUGUCUCGCAUUGCAGAAUAAUUUUUAUUCUAAUCAUAAUAUAAGUUUUGAUUUAUGCAAAACUAUUGAACAUGUAGGCUUAGAUACAAAUGGUUCUGACUUCCUAUCUCAAAAUCUAUCAAAUUUCAAAGAAAUACCUAAAAAUAAUGAUGAUUUUGAAACGAAAAAUUGUAUUCAAACCUCAACUAGGCAGACAGGGGAACUUAUAUCUGUAGAAUCGUUAAGGAAUAAAUUGAAUCUGAUAGAAAAUAUAUCUCAUAAAAAAAUCAAACCCAAAAAGAGGUUCAAAUGUUCUCACUGUGACAAAAUAUUUGUUAGAAGACUAAGCUUGAAUUCUCAUACGGCGUUACACACAAAAAGUCGUCCAUUCAUUUGCUCCGAAUGUGGUAAAUCAUUCCCAAUCAAAAGUGAAUUAACAAUUCAUAAGAAAAUACAUUCUGCUCAGUACCAGUGUAAGAUAUGCUCGAAAACUUUUGUGGUCCCGAGCAAACUUGAAAGACAUUUAAGAAUACAUACAAACGAAAGACCUUUCACAUGUGAUUUUGCGAAAUGUGGAAAAAAAUUCUCAGACCGAAGUAACUUGUUUGAACAUAAAGAAACCCAUAAAGAUGGUAGACAUUUGAAAUGUGCCAGUUGUGAGAAAUGUUUUAAAACUAAGAGUCAGCUGAAAAGUCACAAAUUGAGCCAUAAUUCUGACGUUUUGUUUACUUGCGAUAUUUGUAAAAAGUCGUAUAAGUAUAAAACUACCCUGAUUCUUCACAUGAAGAAGCACAAUGGUUAUAUCUGUCCUUUCUGUGACUUAGAUUGCAAAAAACUGUCUGCUCUAGUUAAACAUAGGAGAGAGUGCAAUAAAAAUAGAAUAAAAACUAAAUCAUGUAUGCAACUCUCUUAGCUUUCUUAUUCUUUCAUAAUUUUCAAUUGCAAAAAUCAAAACUUUAUUCGAUUUAAGUAUGACAUGAUGUCAUGAACGUUGCAAAGACCUAAAAUUGUUGAACAGUUGAGAUUGAGAUGUCAUGUCAUACUUACAAAGAUAUAUCUUUGCUUACGAUGAAGGCAGUUUGAUACUUUUGGGAAAAUACAUUUCAAUGACAAAAGAGACGAUUGUGUUUAGAAGUGUAUCUUUAUUAUACUUUUCUUUAUAAAAAUAUAAAUUUUGGGAUAAUUCUGACUAAUGAAAACAUGUAUAGGUAUGUCAAGUUAUCCUUAAAAUGUUUAUAACAGUGUAUAAUAUGCUCAUAAAGCUAGUACACGUAAUAUAAAACAUAGUAGUUGUUGUGACAGCAUGGUUUGCGGUCACAGUGCAGUGCAUUUUUGAAAUAAAACGUUUCCAAGAAAAGCAUACAGCGUUUCAUCAAAAAUUAACCUUUGAUGAACUAUAUUUAAUUCAAUCAAGUUACUUUACAAAUUUAUUUGAAUUAUGAAGGUUAUUCUGAAUUAAAUUCGGUCAUUUGAUCUAUAAAACAAACUUGUACAAAAGUUUAAAAAAAUGACUGCCAUCACAAUCACUGCGUUUCUCCUAUAUGUUAAAACUUCGUAAAUUGUUAGUGAAACCACACAGAUUAAUAUUAAAAAAAAAAUGCAGAAUACUGAAUCUUAGUGCUUAUCACAGUUACUGAGGAUAAUCCUUGGAAAUGCCCAAAAAAUAUAUUAUAUCUCUCUUUUUUAUAUACAU
Messenger RNA from Coccinella septempunctata (seven-spotted ladybird), 1815 nucleotides. Its product is annotated as zinc finger protein 525-like. Gene Ontology annotation, molecular function: DNA-binding transcription factor activity, RNA polymerase II-specific; RNA polymerase II cis-regulatory region sequence-specific DNA binding. Bases 1 to 1035 code for a protein of 344 amino acids. The record is from RefSeq and is a predicted model, not a curated record. The transcript has a single exon. Gene Ontology annotation, biological process: regulation of transcription by RNA polymerase II. NCBI's taxonomy places the organism in Eukaryota, Metazoa, Arthropoda, Insecta, Coleoptera, Coccinellidae.